Messenger RNA from Bactrocera tryoni, 2155 nucleotides. It is a transcript of the gene Aplip1, whose product is annotated as JNK-interacting protein 1. Gene Ontology annotation, biological process: regulation of JNK cascade. The coding region runs from base 387 to 1943 and encodes 518 amino acids. Lineage: Eukaryota; Metazoa; Arthropoda; Insecta; Diptera; Tephritidae. Gene Ontology annotation, molecular function: protein binding. The record is from RefSeq and is a predicted model, not a curated record. The transcript has 5 exons. Gene Ontology annotation, cellular component: cytoplasm.
AAACGAAGUGGAAGCCAAAUCAGCCGAGCGACAAGCCAACAAAAACGAAAAGGAAAUUAUCGAUCGAAGAGUGAAAAAGUCAUUCGACGCCUGAUUUGCUUUGGCAAAGAGGGCACACAAAUAAUUUUUUCGCAAAAAUCAUUUAAAUACUUCAAUUAUUCCACAAAAUCGCUGCGCAAAAUUUUAAUUAUCGCAAAUACAACGAUACAAGUGUGUGCUAAUAUAGCGGGUGUGCUGUAUUUGUGAGUGUUGAAAGUAUAAAAAAAUUGAUUGAAUUACGGAAUCUGGUAUUCAGCAAAAGACUUGGCCCGCACACACACACCAGCAAAGAUAAGCCCAUAAUAUUAAUAGACACAUAGAGCGUAGAGGAGCAACGUUAAAGCAUCAUGGCAGACAGCGAAUUCGAGGAGUUCCACAGGCCCAUCUUUGAGCCACAUCAGAUACAAACUUAUAUGAGCCCUGGCCAAAAGAAAAAUAACGCCCAUACAUUCUAUUCCUUAAUACCGAAUGACGACCUCGAGGAUUCUCCAUCUUCGAAGAGUGAUGCCUCUGAUCAGGAAGAUGCCGGCGGUGGAGAUCUUUGCUGUGAAACAACAAAACUGCAGCGUCAAGUAGAGGAUGAUGAAAUCGGUGACGGUCUUAAGGUGGUAUCGCUCUCUUCGGAUGGCUCGUUGGACACAAAUGACUCCUUCAAUUCACAUCGUCAUCAUCCGUUGAAUCAUCAGGAUGCAAUUGGUGGCCUGGUUGGCAUUGGUACAGGUGCUGGCACGGGCAAUACAACCGGCACUGAUUGCGUAGUCGGUUCGCAAUUAUUACUUUCUCCCAAUACAGCUGCUGCAAUUGGUGCGACCCAGCAGCAACAACGACGUCGACGAAAAUUACCGGAAAUACCAAAGAAUAAGAAAUCUUCCAUUCUACAUCUUUUAGGUGGUGGAUAUGGGCAGACUACAUUGGCUGACGAAAUGAAUAAUGGGCGCAAUCAAUCGAACGACAACAAUAACGCCAUCACAGGCAAUACUGUUAACGGCAAUUUGAACGGUUUAAAUGGUGGCACCACAGUACGAAAUAAUCAACGCUCAUUUUUGACACUGAAAUGUGGUUAUCUACUAGAUGAGGACUCCAGUCCAGAUUCCGAACGUUUACAGAGUUUGGGCGAUGUGGAUAGUGGCCACAGUACAGCACAUUCCCCAAAUGAUUUCAAAAGUAUGUCACCACAAAUCACUUCCCCCGUUUCACAAUCACCAUUUCCUCAGCCAUUCGGUGGUGUGCCCUUCUCCCAACUGGAAAUGCUUGAAGCUACACAUCGUGGCUUACACAAGUUUAUACCUCGUCAUCAUGAUGAAAUCGAAAUUGAAAUUGGCGAUGCUAUUUACGUACAAAAAGAGGCUGACGAUCUCUGGUGUGAGGGUGUAAAUCUGCGCACUGGUCGACAGGGUAUUUUUCCCUCAGCCUAUGCGGUUGAUUUGGAUUACAAUGAGUUCGAUCCGACGGUGCAACAGGUGAAGAAGGAGCGUUAUUUACUCGGUUACUUGGGUUCGGUAGAGACAUUAGCUCACAAGGGAACCGGUGUUGUGUGCCAAGCAGUGCGUAAGAUUGUUGGUGAAUAUGGCAACUCACCAGCCGGUCAAGUGUGCAUACUGGAGGUGUCGGAUCAGGGUUUGCGCAUGGUAGACCGUUCGGGACCAAAUAAGAAGGACAAGAAACCCUGCAUCGAUUACUUCUACUCACUAAAGAAUGUCUCAUUCUGUGCAUUUCAUCCACGUGAUCAUCGCUUUAUUGGCUUCAUAACGAAGCAUCCAACGGUGCAACGUUUCGCAUGUCAUGUCUUCAAGGGCUCUGAGUCGACACGCCCCGUAGCCGAAGCCGUGGGUCGAGCAUUUCAACGUUUCUAUCAGAAAUUCAUAGAAACAGCAUAUCCGAUUGAAGAUAUAUACAUAGAGUAAGCUGUAAGCUAUUCGUAUUGACUGGUUCAUAAAAUGGAUGCGCUGUGCUACUAUUGCAUAGAAAUUGCUAGUGCUGGUUUGUGGUUUACGCUUAUUUUCCCCCAAACACACGUUAACACAAAUAAAAAAAAAAUAAAAAUGUUGUCUUCAACAAGUGUGAAGUGAGUACUUUUAGCGGGUGAUAUGUACUCUCAAGCUCGUGUUUAUUUAAA